AUGACAGUAGCUCAGCAUCAGUUUACAGUUUUGGACGGACCCUAUUCCCUUUACAUGAACCUGCAGGCUACAUUGGAAGACAAAAGUUCUAGUACAACUAAUUGCUGCAACGUUAUGGCUCCAAACUCGGUACCAUUUAGUAUGACGAGACAUGAGGUGUACCUAUUUUAUGCAAUGGACAGAGAGCUCUACACUAUUCUGGCCAUCCUUCUGUUCCGUGAUCCGGUGGAGUCUAUGAAGGUUAUGGCCUUCUGGCUCUGGCUGGAGACGUUGGGGUUUCCAAAUGUCGUUAAGAGGAUCGUGACUUUGCCUCUCAUCUUGAUCAAUGAACUAGCAGAUGAGACAGUAACAUGCCUCAAUGCCAUCAAUGGAACCCUUUUCUCGUACUUGUCCCAAAGCCAUGACAUUCCUCUCCUACAAAUCUUGAUGGACAAAGGUGUUUCGAUUCAAUUCUUCUAUGAACACCGCAUUACUGUUGCCAAUGGCAUCGCUGAUGUAGGCAGGGAUGUGUGUGUCCAAGCUUUAAGUGACAUCAUGGCACAUGCCAUUGGAAGAAACACUGCUUAUCAAAACUCAAUAGCAGCAAAUCAAAGCCAGGUGCUGCCAUCACCUAGCAAUGUUCGCCAACAGACACCGCCGGCGGGAAGAGACGAGGUGGUGCCACCACAGGAGAGGACCAUGUUUGUCACAUUCUCUAAAGGGUACCCGGUUCAGGAGUAUGAGGUGAUACAGUUCUUUACUAGUGUUUAUGGAGAUUGCAUUGAGUCUGUGAAGAUGCAGGAAGUGCAGCCUUUUGAGCAAGCAUUGUAUGCAAGAAUUGUGUUCUAUUCUGCCAAUACUGUUGAAGCCAUACUCAGUGGUAUGAACAAGGCUAAGUUCACCAUUAAUGGGAAGCAUGUCUGGGUGAGAAAAUUUGUGGCAAGACACACAAGGCCUGCUUUGGCUCCAGCCAUGACAUGGCCUUAG
Messenger RNA from Argentina anserina (silverweed cinquefoil), 966 nucleotides. RefSeq lists its product as uncharacterized. The record is from RefSeq and is a predicted model, not a curated record. The transcript is spliced from 2 exons. NCBI's taxonomy places the organism in Eukaryota, Viridiplantae, Streptophyta, Magnoliopsida, Rosales, Rosaceae. The coding region runs from base 1 to 966 and encodes 321 amino acids.